Volvox carteri f. nagariensis is the source of this 1551-nucleotide messenger RNA. RefSeq lists its product as uncharacterized. The coding region runs from base 1 to 1551 and encodes 516 amino acids. Gene Ontology annotation, cellular component: chloroplast envelope. The record is from RefSeq and is a predicted model, not a curated record. Lineage: Eukaryota; Viridiplantae; Chlorophyta; Chlorophyceae; Chlamydomonadales; Volvocaceae. The transcript has 9 exons.
AUGGAGCUCGUGCGACGUGAGGCCGGGCUGCAAAGCAACAAAUUGCAUCCCGACCUUCGGGAACGAGUGGAGGCGGCCGUUGAGCAGCUGGGCGGGCGAGUUACGGUGGGUGACGUGGCGGCGCGUGCGGGAGUUAAGUUGGCGGAUGCGGACGAGGCGCUCAAGGCGUUGGCAUACGACACGCAGGCGUCACUCAAGGUAUCGUCCGAGGGCGCGGUAGUGUACGGAUUCGCACCCGACUUCCAAAGCCGGCUCCGGAACCGCUCAGUGCUCAUCGCCGCUGCGCCGCUGCUGCGCCGCACCGUAGGCGUGCUGUCAUACCUUGUGCGCGUCGCCUUCGGUACGGCACUCAUAGCGUCGGUCGCACUUGUGUGGCUGGCGAUUGCUGUGCUGCUCAGUAGUCGCAACGACGACAGGGACAACCGCCGCCGCGGUGGUGGCGGCGGCGUCACGUUUUUCAUGGACCCGGUAGACCUGUUCCUGUACUGGGAUCCGUACUAUGAAAGGAAGCGUGCCGCUCGCUCUGCUGAGUUAAGAACGGGAGGUAUGAACUUCAUGGAGGCGGUUUUCUCGUUCGUGUUCGGAGACGGAGACCCGAACGAGAGCUACGAAGAGCGGCGCUGGCAGGAGCUGGGUGCCAUGAUUCGGAAAAAGGGUGGGGUGCUGACGGCGGAGGAGAUGGCGCCUUUCCUGGAGCCGCCGGCACCGGCGCCUGUCCCGCCCGCAUACAGCAAAGAGCCGUACAUACCGUACCCGGACGAGAGCUUUGUGCUGCCCGCGCUGAUCAAGUUUGGCGGCGAGGCGGAGGUGGACGAGCAGGGCCACAUUCUGUAUUGCUUUCCUGCACUGCAGAGGACCGGGGUGCAGCAGCAGCAGCAGAAGCGGUGGCGGCUGCGCAAUCGUACCGAGUCCACCUCCUGGAACGUGCCCCUGGAGCGGACCUGGGAGCUCACCGCUGCCACUCCCGGCCAGAUUGCCGGAGUGGUGACACUUGGCCUGUUCAACCUGCUGGGGGUGGGUCUGCUGUCAGGGUUGCUUGCAGACCCCCGUGGUCCCGCGCUCCUAGCCAUGCAGGGCCUGGGAUUUGUGGUGGCACUCAUGGGGCCCUUGAAGCUGUAUGCAGGGACCUUCUUCGCCAUACCCGCUGUCAGGUGGGUUCUCAAUCAGAUCCGCAAUCAGGAGAUAGAAGCCAGAAAUGAGACACGGGAGGCCGCCAUUGAUGUGCUCAACGAAGCCGAGUCAGCAGCGUCCUCUGCACCCGCAGCCGCAGUGAGUGACAAGGUGGCCGCCGCUAGGCGCAAGGCACUGGCCGAGGGGCGGUCUGGGCCGCAGCUGGUGCGUGAUGAGGAGAUUAUCUUUGACAGCGGGGGGGAGGCAGGCAGGCAGCUGGAUGCAAUGGAGAGGGACGACUGGGACCAGCGGCUGGCGCAGCGGGAGCAGGGGUUGGAGCGGGAGCGCUGGGGCCAGGGGCGGUGCCAGUCCUCGAGCUGUCGUCCCUGGGGUGGAGGAACUUGGUGGGCUACUUAUCAGGCCCCAUAUGGCCAGCUAUGA